Molecule: messenger RNA, 1599 nt
Organism: Apis florea (little honeybee)
Lineage: Eukaryota; Metazoa; Arthropoda; Insecta; Hymenoptera; Apidae
Product: facilitated trehalose transporter Tret1
Biological process (GO): transmembrane transport
Cellular component (GO): membrane
Molecular function (GO): transmembrane transporter activity
Source: RefSeq, a predicted model, not a curated record
AUUCGCGAUAGGCAACCUUCUGAUCAUCGAUAGUGGAUUGAACGAGGGAUGGAGCACCCCCAUUAUACCAAAAUUCAAGCAGGACGAUCCUUUGAAGGUGUCCAACGACCAAAUAGUGUGGGUGGUGAAUUUGAUGUAUGUCGGGGUAGGUCUCGGCUCGAUUGUGCCGUUUCUUUUGAUGGACAGAAUCGGGCGUAAAGGAACGCUGUUGUUCGCCACGAUACCAAAGAUUGCAAGCUGGAUUUUGAUCGGCUUGGCAGCCACCAUCGAGCAGCUUUACAUUGGCAGAUUGAUGGCCGGUGUAGGCUGUGGAAUAACGUACUCGGUGAUGCCUAUGUACUUGGGCGAGGUUAGCAGCAAAAAGACUCGUGGCCCUUUAGGUACCGCGAUGGCCGUUCUCCUCAACACCGGCAUGAUGCUCGCCUACGCGAUCGGCCUUUGGACGAGCCGAUUCGUCAUGUCGAUGAUCUCCCUCACCCUGCCCGUCACGUUCCUCUGGAUCUUCGUCUGGCUGCCGGAGAGCUCGGUGUUCCUCACGCGCAAGAACAAGCUGACGUCGGCCGAGAGGACGUUGAAGUGGGCCCUGGGCAAGGACGACGUGAUCGAGGAGCUCGAGGAGAUAAAGAGGAUAGUGGCGACCGAGGAGAAGAAUUCGGAGAGGAGGGUGGCGAGGUCCGUGCAAGAGUUGUUCACAAGACGCGAGAGUUGCCGCGCAUUUCGGAUCGCCAUCAUCCUGCUGAGCGCGUUGACGUUGACGGGGGCCGCGCCCCUCCUCGCUUAUCAGUCGUUCAUAUUCGUGGAGGCGGGAUUCGAGGUCUCGACCAACGUCAGCAUCGUGAUGACCGGUUGCGCGAUCGUGAUCGCGGGCAGCGUGUGCGUGUCGGUGGUGAGGCUGACCGGCAAGAGAUUGCUGCUGCUCAUCUCGACCCCGAUCUGCGUCCUCUCCCUUGCCACGAUCGCGAUCUUCUUCGGCCUGUUGUCGAGCGGCCGCGACGUCUCCGCGCUGAGAUGGGUGCCCACCGUGUUCCUAGUGAUUUACGUGCUCGGAUACGGCCUCGCCCUCAACCCGAUCCCCCUCGCCUAUAUCGGCGAGAUAUUUCACAUGGACGUGAAGGCGCCCGCUGCGAUAUUCUCCUCCCUUUAUUACGCCGUCACCACGAUGCUCGUGGUGAAAUUUUAUCAGGUGGGUAUCCUCGAGUUCAGUCGAAAAAUAUGAUUUUUAUGAUAUGAUCAAUACUUUAUGCUGGAAAGAAUCUUGAAAAGUUCGAACGUGUAGAAAUUAUUUACAUUUGUGAUGUUAGGUUGGAGUAAGAUUAAUAUUUUCGAAAAUUAUGUAUUUAUAGAUUGAACUGUUGUUACAAAUCAUAAUUGGUUUAGGCGUGCUAAUGCAGGCAUCGAUUUAGAUACAGAUCGUCGGGACUUCUUUUCAGCAGUGAACUGUACAUAUUUGAUUGAUUGUAGAUUUUUUGAGAUAAUUAUAAAACAUGGUUAGAAUCAGGUUAAUAUUCUAUAUAUAUAAUUGUAAUUUCGUUUGGCGAAAGAAACUAAGAUCUGACUUUGGAGAAAAAAAAUUUUCACAAAUAAAUAUAUAUAUAUAUA